AUGUGGGAAGGAAGGGGAGGGCGAUGGGGGAAGGGGGGGAAGGGGAGGGGGUGGGGAGAGGGGUGGCAGGGCGAGGGCAUAACAGAGGGAGUGGGAGCAGAAGAAGAAUUAUUGAGCAUCAAGGCUGGAAAAGGCAAGAACGGGGUUGCUGAGGAGGAGGAUGGGGACUUUGCGGGGGGCUCUGGAGGUAGGGAGGGGGGUGUUGAAGGUAGGGAGGGGGGUGCUGGAGGUAGGGAGGGGGGUGAUGAAGGUAGGGAGGGGGGUGCUGAAGGUAGGGAAGGGGGUGAUGAAGGUAGGGCAGGGGGGGCUGGAGGCAGUGAGGGGGGCGCUGGAAUUUCAGAGGGCUCAGGAGGUAGGGAAGGGGGCGCUGGAGGUAGGGAGGCGGGCGCUGGAGGUAAGGAGGCGGGCGCUGGAGAUGGGGAGGGCGGUCCUGUAGUGUGGAUUGUGAGGGGUGGACAGGGAUGA
Closterium sp. Naga37s-1 is the source of this 465-nucleotide messenger RNA. The record is from the annotation of a GenBank genome assembly. NCBI's taxonomy places the organism in Eukaryota, Viridiplantae, Streptophyta, Zygnematophyceae, Desmidiales, Closteriaceae.